GGACAGAGACACGAGCUCUGCUUGCUCUCAUUGCCCAAGAUGAGGACUCACCUGCUUUGGUUGUUGCCCCUGAUUCUGCUGGGAUCCUCUGCCCAGGCGUUGAAGUGUCAUGAAUGCAGUGGUAUAGAGGACUGCUACAAGCCUAAGACUUGCUCCAGCCAGAGCCUCUACUGCUUGACCAACUGGUAUACACCGCCAGGUCAGCAAACGACUGUGACAAAAACAUGUGCAUAUACCUGCCCUGACAUUAAUCAUGUCACAGCCAACUCCAAGUCCUCCUGCUGCAACACGGACCUCUGCAAUAGUGCCAGGAACCUCCACGUCAGUUGGGGAUUGCUGGCCCUCGGCCUCUGCUAUAUCUAUCUCAGCCAGUAGGUGCCGAGCUCCCACAGGGGCUCACAAGCUGCAGAGUUAAGAGUUGGAGUUUGGUGCCAUCAUGCAACCGGAAUGUGUAGCCAUGGGUGGGGCACUUCUUGAACUCCAAUCAGAAGGAUUCCAAGAGGCAACCUCACAGAUGUGGCUGAUAGAGACCGUGGCCCCUGUCCAGAGUGCUGCAUUCAGAACUCUUGUCUGAGAGGCAUGUGGAUUUCUGAGUUCGAGGCCAGCCUGGUCUACAAAGUGAGCUCCAGGACAGCCAGGGCUACACAGAGAAACCCUGUUUCAAAAAAACAAAACAAAACAAAACAAAACAAAACAAAACAAAAAACAGAACUCUUGUCUGCAAGCUGGUCAUCUGCUGGCCCCCAAGAGCUGGUUUAAGGAAGCUGUCACCUGUUACUGGGGGCUGAGGUAGGCCCCUCAGGAGGCCCAACAAGCUAUUUUGGCCUGGCUUUUCCCCCCACAUCCCAUGGCUCCCUCUAACUACCUCAGAGGAACUGAACCACUUCAAAAGAGUUGAGCUUCAUUGCAUCUGUACCUGCUGACUGGUGGCCCAGUAGUGAAGUGUGCUACUUUAACCUGAAUUCAAAGACGCUUGACAGAUGGAAACCCUAUGGAGAGGCCUCCCUUCUGGCUGUGGGAGAAGGGCAGAUGCUGGGACAGAUUAGUUUGAACAAGGUGUGGGUCAGACUGGUUUCAGUAAGAUUGUUGCACGAGACGCCAGCCAUGUAGCCAUGUAGUCCCAGCAUACCUCACUCCUGGGGUGGACCCUGAGGAUUCUAUCCUGAGGCAACACCAAGCUCCUCAGGACUUCAGGAGCCCCUGUGAACCCCAGUCUAUUCUGGAGCAAAGAGCAUCCAGAACUGUCCAACUGUGAGUGAAGCCUGAAGCAUUUCCUCUCUUCUCUGCUUGUGGUCCAGCUCCAGGACGCCAUCAGUCAGCCCUAGGGAUUGUACAUCCUCCAUCAAAGAGAGCCUGUCCCCGUUCAGUGCGUGCCUGCCUCUCUCCUCAUCUCUGAAAGCCUGGCCAACACCUUGCCCCAGUGAAGAGAAUGGAUCUGGGAACUAGAUUCUAAGCUGGCAGCAGUUUUGGUGGGUGACUCCAUUGACUGGAUUCUCCCUAACUCUCUAGAGCCAGGCUUGACCGAAAGGUGCCUACAUGGCAUUGUUCCCUCCUUCUUACACAAGGGUGUGUUGUGAGGCCCUGGGAACCAAAAGAGGGCCAAACUCAGGUGACUGCCUGCUUGUCACCUCAGUGAGUGUCAAAGUGCAGUACUACUUAAUGAAGGCAGAUAGGCUGCUCCUGGACACAUGAUUGGGAAGGGCAAGCUGGUGGACGAGCUCAGAUCCUUACUUGGUGCAGGUCCCAAGGCCCCUAGGGAACGACAGCCUUCUGCUGAAGAGUGGUGCUUGGAACUGAAAUUUGGUAGACUGGAGUUUCUUUUUUUUUUUUUUUUCAUAAAACAGUUUACUCAAAUUUGAGAAUAAAUCUCCUUUUAAAACUGAAUUG
Molecule: messenger RNA, 1887 nt
Organism: Mus musculus (house mouse)
Lineage: Eukaryota; Metazoa; Chordata; Mammalia; Rodentia; Muridae
Gene: Ly6m
Product: lymphocyte antigen 6 family member M
Exons: 3
Coding region: 40-375 (111 amino acids)
Cellular component (GO): plasma membrane
Source: RefSeq, marked validated